Molecule: messenger RNA, 339 nt
Organism: Contarinia nasturtii (swede midge)
Lineage: Eukaryota; Metazoa; Arthropoda; Insecta; Diptera; Cecidomyiidae
Exons: 1
Molecular function (GO): nucleic acid binding
Source: RefSeq, a predicted model, not a curated record
AUAAUAAUAAUUAUUUGGGUGUUAGGCGUCGUUUGCGUGAAGCAAUUCGAAAAAAGCGACCGGAAUUAUGGACAGACAACUCGUGGUUUUUGCAUCACGAUAAUGCACCGGCUCUUACUGCAUUAGUUAUUCGUGAUCAUUUCGCCAAAAAUUCAACUCAUAUCGUUCCGCCUGACUUAGCACCAUGUGUCUUAUGGCUAUUUUCUAAACUCAAAAGACCACUCCGGGGACACCGUUCCGAGUUGAUAGAAGAGAUUCAACGCGAAUCGCUACGUGUUUUGAAGGCUAUACCAGAAAGUGACUUCACACACUGUUUCGAGGACUGGAAAAAACGUUGGC